AUGAGAGUGACUGGUAUCAAACUUGUAGCGCUCGAUCCGAGCAAGAUUCGUCGUGUGGCUGUGAUUGGGGCCGGUCCAGUUGGAUCGGGGCUCACAAAGGCUCUUUUGAAUGAGAAGCAUUUUGAUGAGGUUAAAGUGUAUGAGAAAAGAUCAACGUUUGGUGGGUUGUGGAACUAUACGAAGCCAUCAUUGAAGCAGGCGAAUGCAACUUCUUGCCCUGAGGUACCUUGUGAAAAUCCUAGAGUGAGACUACAGCCUCAGAAUGGUGGUUCAGACGCGUCUUCUCCUUUGUUCCAAACUGCAGUUUACAAGUACUUGGACACCAACGUUCCAAAGAUUUUGAUGGAAUACAAGGGCCACAAGUUCCCUCCAGGAACUCCAUUGUUCCCAUUGAGGGAGCAGGUGCUCGACUAUAUUGUGAAGUACUCGAAGCCAAUUGAGAAGUAUGUGAGUUUCAACUCCGAAGUUGUGAAGGUGUCUUACGACGAUGAAACCAGCAAGUAUUUGGUGAAGACUUUGAACUUGCUCAACAACAAUGUUACUGAGGAGAAAUUUGAUGCAGUUUCUGUGGCCACAGGGUUUUAUGACUUACCAUUUAUUCCUUCUAGGCCAGGUUUGAAGGAAUGGCAUGUCGCUUACCCUUCAUCUGUUUCUCACGCCAAGGAUUUCGAUUGCCCAGAGGAUUUCAAAGAUGUUCAAGGCGAAAUUUUGAUUGUGGGAAACAGUGCUUCUGCAUCUGAUCUUGCAUUCGAGCUUGCUUUACACUUGCAGAGACCUGUAUACAAGUCUAAGAGAUCCGAAAAUAAGUUGCCAGCCCCAUUUGACCCUAACAUCAAAGACGUUCCUGAUAUCAAACAGUUCAACCCGGAAACGAAGACAGUAUCGUUCGUAGACGGCACAGAGUUGAAGAACGUGGAAAAGGUGAUUUUCUGUACUGGAUACUUGAAAUCUUUGCCCUUCCUACCAACGAAAGAUGAACCAGGCGUUGGAAACUCUAUUUUAAGCGGGUUAAUUGGCGACGGUAGAAGAGUACAGAACUUGUACAACCACAUUUUGCCCAUCUCUUUGCCAACAUUCGGUAUCAUUGGCCUCCCAAGAUUUGUCUUGCCAACAAGAUUGUCCGAAACGCAAGGUGCAUGGCUAAGCAGAGUGUGGUCCGGAAGAAUUCAACUACCUUCGGAAGAGAUCCAACAAAAAUACCAUGAUUGGUUUGUUGAGCAAAGCGGCGAAGGUAACAAGCACCACGACUUGAAUUUCCCAUGGGAUGUUCAAUAUUCACAGAGACUAAACAGAGAGAUCAGACAUGCUGGAAAUGGUGGCUAUUUUGGUGUGGAAUGGAGGGGUGACCAAAUUAAGGCCAGAUCUUCCAUCAAAGCUUUGAAAGAAGGUUACACAGCUCAUUUCAAGGCAACUGGAAAGAGAGCAGAAUCAAUUGAGGAACUGAUUGAAAGCGGUUAUUUCAAGUGGCCCGAAGAUGCAAAAUCUUGCGUUCAAGUUCCAACUUUUGUACCUUAG
Kluyveromyces marxianus DMKU3-1042 is the source of this 1515-nucleotide messenger RNA. RefSeq names its product thiol-specific monooxygenase (gene fmo1). NCBI's taxonomy places the organism in Eukaryota, Fungi, Ascomycota, Saccharomycetes, Saccharomycetales, Saccharomycetaceae. The record is from RefSeq and is a predicted model, not a curated record. Bases 1 to 1515 code for a protein of 504 amino acids. The transcript has a single exon. Gene Ontology annotation, molecular function: N,N-dimethylaniline monooxygenase activity; NADP binding; flavin adenine dinucleotide binding.